CAAAAGAAUGGGCGCGCAGACAGAGUGGGCCCAUGGUCAAUCCGUCUUUCGAGCCGGACGACUUCCUGCCACAAAGCCUGUCGCCCGUGAAAGAUGUGAAGAAGAAGCCCGGUGACAAGAGCAUCUUCUUAGUAAACAUGAAAGAGAAGGAUCUGCAGGAGGUCGAGGAAUAUGAGCCAUAUGACAACCGAGUUGUCGAUCAUCCCACUACGAACACAGAAACGCUCCUGCACUUAAUGAAAGGGAGUCUAGGAACCGGCAUCCUGGCGAUGCCACACGCGUUCGCUAAGUCUGGUUACGUAGUCGGCGCGAUAGGAACCCUGGUGAUAGGAGUGCUGUGCACAUAUUGCAUCCACGUGCUGAUCGACUCCUGCUAUGUGCUGUGCAAGCGGCGGAAGGUGCCCUCCAUGACGUACACCGCGGUGGCAGAAGCUGCACUUUCCGAAGGACCUGAUUGGUGCAAGGCUUGCGCGCCGUAUGCUGCACACAUCGUGAACGUAUUUCUACUCAUCUAUCAAAUUGGUACUUGCUGCGUCUACGUGGUUUUCGUAUCAGAGAACAUACAAUACGUUUUAACAAAACACUUCGGCUUAGAUGUCUCUGUCACAGAAGUUAUGACGUACAUUCUAAUUCCACUGGUAUUGAUAAAUUGGGUGCGAGACCUGAAGUAUUUGGCGCCUUUCUCUGCGAUCGCAAAUGCAGUGACCAUCGUCAGCUUCGGCAUUAUUCUGUACUACAUCUUCAGGCAGGCUCCUACGUUGGAAGGAAAAACGCCAGCAGGAAAGAUUGGCGAUUUCCCUCUAUUCUUCGGGACUGUUCUGUUCGCAUUGGAAGCUAUUGGUGUGAUUCUCCCUUUGGAAAAUGAAAUGAAGACUCCCAAGGACUUUGUAGGGAAGUUCGGAGUGCUGAACCGAGCGAUGAUCAGCAUCAUCAUUCUGUACGUGGGUAUGGGCCUCUUCGGAUACUUACAAUACGGAAACGCCGCAGCGGGCAGUAUCACGCUCAACUUGCCUUCUAAGACGGAAACACUUGCAAGCGUCGUCCAAUGUCUGUUAGCUUUCGCCAUCUUCAUCACGCACGGGUUGGCGUGCUACGUGGCCAUCGACAUCCUGUGGAACGAGUACGUGGGUGUCCGCCUGUUGAAUAACAACCACAGGUUCAUCUGGGAGUACUUGUUGAGGACCGUCAUCGUACUCGUCACAUUUGGAAUCGCAGCGGCAGUCCCGGAGCUAGAUUUGUUCAUCUCUCUAUUCGGUGCGCUCUGCUUAUCUGCCCUCGGACUGGCUUUCCCCGCCUUCAUCCAAAGCUGCACCUAUUGGUACUACGUGUCGGACUCCGAACGUAUCCGUAUGAUCAUCAAGAACGCUAUUGUAGUCAUCUUCGGCAUCUUAGGUCUAGUUGUAGGAACCUGGACAUCACUUCAAGGCAUUAUCAUUAAAUUCUCAGCACACGCUCCAGUCCUUAACUCUAAGGAUAUGGAUAUAAGCUUCGGAAAUGACACCAGUAUCAUGCCUUGAGAAUAGAAUAAAGAUUUUUAUAAAGUUCAGGGCCGUCUUACGCUUGAGGCAAAUAAAGGACCCAGCCCUUUUAAAAAAGCAACUAAGAAUCGGAGUUAUUUCUUGUCUCCGAUAUAUUGAUUUAAACUGACGCCAUACUUCCAUGUAUUAUUUGGUAUUCGACUGAAGUAUUUAUUGUAGGCACAGUGUCGUAGAUAGAUAUUCGUAGUUAACGAAGCUUUAGUUAACUGCACGUUAGUUUAAAAAAAAAAAGUAGAUCUAUUUUUAAUCGACCG
Pararge aegeria (speckled wood butterfly) is the source of this 1792-nucleotide messenger RNA. RefSeq names its product proton-coupled amino acid transporter-like protein CG1139. The transcript has 7 exons. Gene Ontology annotation, biological process: amino acid transmembrane transport. Gene Ontology annotation, cellular component: vacuolar membrane. Gene Ontology annotation, molecular function: amino acid transmembrane transporter activity. NCBI's taxonomy places the organism in Eukaryota, Metazoa, Arthropoda, Insecta, Lepidoptera, Nymphalidae. Bases 33 to 1517 code for a protein of 494 amino acids. The record is from RefSeq and is a predicted model, not a curated record.